This is a messenger RNA of Triplophysa rosa, 3052 nucleotides long. It is a transcript of the gene fam219aa, whose product is annotated as family with sequence similarity 219 member Aa. NCBI's taxonomy places the organism in Eukaryota, Metazoa, Chordata, Actinopteri, Cypriniformes, Nemacheilidae. The record is from RefSeq and is a predicted model, not a curated record. The coding region runs from base 183 to 761 and encodes 192 amino acids. The transcript has 6 exons.
GUCGGAUGUUGCUGUUGAGUCACCCCUGACUGGUAACAGCCAGAUAGCGGAAAACAACUCGAGAUGAUGCUGAAGACCUGGGCAUCUUUCAACAGAUCCAGACACUGAAUAAAUGCUCGUUUCUGUUUGGAUAUUGUUUCAGGUAUCUGUGCUACACUGUAACAGGCUGACCUUUUACCAACAUGAUGGAGGAAGUCGACAGAUUUCAAGUGCCUCCGGUUAAUCCAGAGACGAAGCUGCUGGACUCCGCAGCAACAACCACUUUGGAGGCCGACUCGAGCACGAGGGAACCAGAGUCAGUCGCCAUCAACUACAAACCCUCCCCACUACAAGUCAAGAUAGAGAAACAGAGGGAAUUGGCACGGAAGGGCUCAGGGAAGAAUGGAACCGUGGGUAGUCCGGUCAAUCAGCAACCCAAGAAAAAUAAUGUCAUGGCCAGAACAAGGUUGGUCAUCCCUAAUAAAGGCUAUUCAUCCUUGGAUCAAAGUCCAGAUGAGAAGCCGCUCGUAGCCUUGGACACGGACAGUGACGACGACUUUGAUAUGUCUAGAUACUCAUCAUCCGGAUAUUCUUCCGCCGAGGUGAGAUAUCUGAGGGACCAGCAAAUAAACCAAGACUUAAACAUCCAGCUGCUGAAGGACGGAUACCGAUUGGACGAAAUCCCCGAUGACGAAGAUCUGGACCUCAUCCCUCCCAAAUCAGUCAACCCCACCUGCAUGUGCUGUCAAGCCACUUCCUCCACAGCCUGUCAAAUUCAGUAACCCACCACCUCUUAACCUCACCGUUAACUCGACCCGAAUAAUAGAUUAACUUAAUUUAUUAAACACGAUAGAAUGAGUGUAUUUCAGUUCAUUUAAAAUAGGGAAUGUUGAAUGAAAAUGCACAAGAAAUAUGUUACCGUCAUUGGUUCCUCCUAUGGUAGGACGUGAGUGUUUUUAUCAUCACCAGAGGGUGCUAGACUAGGGUGUGUACAGAUGCAUUGAGGUACCUGAAUGCGGAGAACGUAUGCCGCUAUUCAAAACAGAACAAAACAGAAUGUUUGAUUCCUAAAUAUUGUUCUCUAGAACAGUGUUUCCCAACCUUUUCACAACAACGUGUUCUUACUGGAUAUCAUUUAACAGCAUAAUGAAUAUUAGUCUGUGGCUUAACAUGCUGGGAUAGAUUCUAGCCCUCCUGCGACCCUGAAGAAUAAACUGGUUUGGAAGAUGGAUGGAUAGAUUCAUAUUAUUAAAAUGCCAAAUUUUGCAACUAUACACUUUCACACUUUAAGAAAUACCAAUUUUUAAACCGCAUUAAAGUUAAUAUUGUUCUCUGCUGACCCUUAGGGAAUCAAUGCUCUAGAAUGCCCAGCUAUGUUUAGCUUACACUUUUAGAUAUUAAGUACAGAAGUCAUCUUUGUCAAAUGAAAUGGAGUGUAAAGAGACCAGGAGAAUCUGUUUCACAUUUAGAUUCUUAUUCUUAUUCUUAUUCUUAUUAUUUUCCUAUUUAAGUAUUAAUAUAUUAUCAGUAGCUUUGUAGCACAUGAGUAAAUGACACCCACCGAUCUGCUGAAAUUGUCAAGUCAUGUUUAGCUGUAAUGUCAUGGAAUGUACCUCCUAACAGAGACAUAAGUUUUGUUCCGUAAAAUUUUGAUCAGCGGUGCUUGUGGAUUUUGAACAUGAUGAAAACUGGCACACAAACUCAACGCAGUUACCGGUUAAGGGAUUUGUAUGGAAAAAGCGUAUUAAAUCUUGUUAGUUUCAUCAGCAGAUAGUUCAAGAAUACGUGAACCUAGAUCUAAAACACACAAUCAUUUGGUACGAUUUCAGGAUAGAAUAAAGGAAAAGCUUGCAUUGAUGUAGCCUACUUGAAGUCAUAAAAGUAGUUGCCAGAUACAUAUUUCUAAAAUCUUUAACAUGAAGACACAAUGCUACAGAUUUUGUUCAACACUAUUCACUAUUUGUGCCAAAAUGCAGUAUUUAUUUAAUUAAAAAAAUGGGUUGAUUGGGGAAACAUGGCCAACAUUUCAAACGACCUCCAAAAUCAAUGUUACAUUUGGUUUAACACACACUUUAAUGAUCUUGUUCCAUAUGGAGUCAUUUUAAAGUGCAAUACCAUCCUGUCAGACAGUGUCAUUUAAUGCAUGUCUUAUGUACUGUAGAUUUCCACAGUAUUUGUGUCUUCUGUUUGUCAUGCAACUGUAUUAGGACUUACCUAUUUACUUUGCUUUUGUUUAUUUUGUGAACUUUCAAGAGCACCUUAUCCUGAAGUCACACCCUACGCUGAGCACGACGCUACUAACACUCCAGUUCUCAUCCAAUGUACUACAUCUGGAGAAUGUAUGAAGGGAAAUUACAAUGUAAAAAGUUACAAAAAAUAAAAAUCUAAUAUUUAAUGUUUUCCUGCAUUGCUAUAUCAGUGACCAGAAUAGUAUAUGACGGACACUGUUUUUCACUGAAUGCAGAACACUACAGUGUUAACUUUUCAUCUACUGUAAACAUUUUUAUUGCUAUAUUGGUAUAUCGGUGAAUAUUUAACACUCCUUUGCCAUUUAAACCCCUGGUUGCCACGUGUCAUGUAUGUUUAAGUGAGAAAGCUUUUAGCAUAGCAACAUAUACUCUCGCUUUAUGGGGUUAUAGACUGUCAUGGUAUGUAGAUGUGCCACUGGAUGGAUUUUUUUUCAUCCGUGUAUGUGUGUAUGCUUCUCCUGGUGUCAAUACAAGACUGUGUCCCUGCUUUGGUUGAAGAUUACAGCACCAUUGUGUAUCAUCGCUUGAAUUAUCCUCCACUUUCUGUUACUACAUUGAAUUAGAGUUUGCCUUAAAUGAAGCUAAACAGCGGGUCAUUUUAUUUAUUACAAGUGACAUGUUUUUAAUUUAUUGAAAUAAAUGGGCUUUUUAACAUAGACUUUUGUUUUGACAUGUUUUUACUUGUAUUUCCUAUGUUUUCCACGUCUGUCAGUAAAUAUGAUUGUAGAGAUGUGAAGAGUUCCAUGCCAGUAUUUAACAAUGUUACUGUUCUGUGUAGUGAAACUUACCUGUGAAUACAUAUGAAAUAUACAGUUGCAACUCUC